Messenger RNA from Cynara cardunculus var. scolymus (artichoke), 735 nucleotides. Its product is annotated as floral homeotic protein AGAMOUS-like. Bases 1 to 735 code for a protein of 244 amino acids. Gene Ontology annotation, biological process: positive regulation of transcription by RNA polymerase II. Lineage: Eukaryota; Viridiplantae; Streptophyta; Magnoliopsida; Asterales; Asteraceae. Gene Ontology annotation, cellular component: nucleus. The record is from RefSeq and is a predicted model, not a curated record. The transcript is spliced from 7 exons. Gene Ontology annotation, molecular function: DNA-binding transcription factor activity, RNA polymerase II-specific; RNA polymerase II cis-regulatory region sequence-specific DNA binding; protein dimerization activity.
AUGUCGUUUCCGAAUGACUCAGGGGAGAUGUCUCCACAAAGAAAACUCGGGAGGGGAAAGAUCGAAAUCAAGCGGAUCGAAAACACAACGAAUCGACAGGUGACCUUUUGCAAGCGUCGUAGUGGUUUGCUCAAGAAGGCCUAUGAAUUGUCUGUUCUUUGUGAUGCUGAGGUUGCUCUCAUCGUCUUCUCUAGCCGUGGCCGCCUUUAUGAGUACGCCAACAACAGCGUGAAAGGAACCAUAGAUAGGUACAAAAAGGCAUGCCUAGAUCCACCAAGCAGUGGCUCUGUUGCUGAAGCCAAUGCUCAGUUUUACCAACAAGAAGCUGCGAAACUGCGUCACCAGAUCGCGAACCUUCAGAAUCAAAACAGGAACAUCAUGGGCGAAUCGCUGGGAAACAUGCCUGCAAAAGACCUCAAGAAUCUUGAAAGCAAGUUAGAGAAAGGGAUUAGCAGGAUCAGAUCAAAAAAAAAUGAACUUCUAUUUGCUGAAAUCGAGUAUAUGCAAAAGCGAGAAAAUGAGUUACAUAACAGUAACCAGUUCCUCCGGGCAAAGAUUGCUGAAAACGAAAGAGCCCAACAGCAGCAUAUGAGCUUGAUGCCUGGAAGUUCUGAUUACGAUCAGCUAGUAGCACCUCACCAGCCAUUUGAUGGUCGAAACUACCUUCAAGUCAAUGAUCUUCAACCAAAUAACAAUUACUCUUGCCAAGAUCAAACACCUCUCCAGUUAGUGUAA